Insectozyma verbasci is the source of this 1923-nucleotide messenger RNA. The record is from the annotation of a GenBank genome assembly. NCBI's taxonomy places the organism in Eukaryota, Fungi, Ascomycota, Pichiomycetes, Serinales, Debaryomycetaceae.
AUGUUCAUAUGUAGACGAUUCUUUCAUCAAAGUCGAAUACGAUCAAUUUAUAAAUUAAGAGAUUAUCAACAUGAUGCAAUUGAUUCAGUUUUAGGUCUAAUUGAUAAUGGUGUUAGAAGAUCAGCAGUAGUCAUAGCUACAGGUGGUGGGAAAACAGUUAUAUUUUCACAUUUAAUCUCAAAAUUAAAACCAUUUAAUGUUGGCCGUGGGAAUAAAACAUUAGUUAUAGCACAUACAGAAGAAUUAAUAAAACAAGCAAGUGAAAAGAUACAAUUAGUCAAUCCUGAAUUGAAAGUUGAAAAAGAGAUACGAAAAUUGAAAGCUUCAUCUAAUGCAGAUGUUAUUGUUGCAAGUAUACAAUCAAUAGUUAGGCGAAAUAGAUACGAACGAUUCAAUCCAAAUGAGUUCAAAAGUAUAAUUAUUGAUGAGUGUCAUCAUUCUACUGCUAAAUCAUACAUGAAGAUCUUGACUCAUUUCAAUGCAACAAAUUCAAAUUCUGAAAUUUAUGUUAUUGGAUUCACUGCUACUUUGACCAGAUUAGAUAAUAAUGCAUUAAAUAAAGUGUUUGAUAAAAUUGCAUAUGAAAGGUCACUAAAUCAUAUGAUUGAUAAUAAAGAGUUGGUAGAGAUGAAAAUUUCAAUCUCGGACAUAAAGGUUAAUUUAAAUAAAGUAGUUAUCAAGGCUUCAGAUUAUGAAUCUAAUUCCCUAUAUCAAGAGUUAAAAAAUAUGGAAUUUAACGAAAUUAUUUUAUUAUACUACUUAAAACUACAAAAGCAAUAUCAGUAUAAAUCUACAAUGGUCUUUUGUGUCAAUAUUGAACAUUGUCGUGAAUUAUGUGGAUUAUAUCAAUCGUAUGGAAUUAAUGCACAAUAUGUCACUGGAGAAACACUGAAAGUUGAAAGAGAAAACAUAAUUGAAGAUUUUAAAAAUGGUAAAAUUCCCGUAUUGUGUAAUGUUGGUGUUUUCACUGAAGGUACAGAUAUUCCAAAUAUCGAUUGUGUUAUAUUGGGGAGACCUACAUUAUCUAAAUCAUUAAUGAUCCAAAUGGUAGGUCGAGGACUAAGAUUACAUGAAGACAAAACACAUUGUCAUGUUUUAGAUCUAGUUGGAUUAACAUUGGACGGAUUGGAAGUUAAAUCAUCAUUAGAAGGCAAAGAUUUAAAAGAAAAACAAAAACACGUCCAAGAAGAAAAUGAAGAAUCGAUUGAAAUAGAUGAAGAGGAAAUACCAUCUGAAACUCUUGAAAGUGUGAAACAAAGAAGAGAAUUAGCAAUUAAAAAUGUACUUAGAUUAUUAGACUCGGGUUUGUUCAAGCUAAAGACUGUUGAUGGAACUAGCAUACCUGAGCACUGGCUACAUGAUAAUCAAACACUCACUUCAAUAUUUGCAAAAGGUCCUUGGCCAUGGGUUAAUGUCAGAAAUGGUCAUCUAUGGAUAUUACAAAUUUCUCAAUCUGAAUUUAUAUCAGUUAGGAAAAAGGGAACAAUAAUAGGAACAAUAUUUGAAUUAAGUCUUAACAAAUUUCCAGAAUCACAAUACUCGGAACCUGAAGAAAUUAAGAAGAUAUAUUCAAGUUCAAACCUAAUGGAAAUUUUCGAAAAAAUAGAACUGGAGUUUAAAGAUGAAGUUCAAAAAACUAAACGCAUGAAUGUGUAUUAUAAAUUUGCAACUGAAAAGCAAAUACAAUAUGUUUUGGGCUUGUACAAUGGUAGAAUAGAAGGAUAUUUCAGAAAAUAUCAUCGAAAUCAAUAUGGGAAAUUACCACAAUUCAAACAAUCAGUUGAGAAAGUACUUCAAAAAGAGAGAUUAGGAUUAAUGAGUAAGUUUAUCACAGCUUUAAGAUAUGGUCAAAACAAUAGCUAUACAUUUAUUAAAUGGAAUAGUAUAUUAAAGAAAGCUGGUAUAGAAAUGAAUAAUAUAUAG